ACGGUACCGUCCACGGUCACGCUGAUCCGAUCUUGGAUUUAUUAUAGUGUAAAAAUUCUGGAGCACAAAAAGAGAAGAAUUCUUUGUUUAUAAGCCAAAAGAGUGAAAUUGGUAAUCUUCAGUCUGCCAUUUGUCAAAGAUAACUCAAAAGCAUCAUCAUGGACAAAUUACGCCGCGUUCUGAGUGGAGAUGAGCCCACUCCGGAAGAGGAGAGCAGUAUCAUUACACAGAUUAACGAGAUGUCAACUUUAAGUUGGUCCACACGCAUCAAGGGAUUUUGCAUCUGCUUUAUCUUGGGCAUUUUACUUUCAUUACUUGGCUCGGUUGCCCUAUUUUUGCAUAGAGGAAUUGUGGUCUUUGCGGUCUUCUAUACUCUAGGAAACGUCAUCUCGAUGGCCAGUACUUGCUUCCUUAUGGGGCCCUUCAAGCAGAUAAAAAAGAUGUUCGCCGAGACCCGGCUGAUAGCAACUGUUGUCGUUCUGGUCAUGAUGGUCCUAACAUUCAUAGCGGCUAUUGUGUGGAAAAGAGCUGGACUGACGCUUAUAUUCAUUAUCAUACAAUCUCUGGCCAUGACUUGGUACUCACUUUCGUACAUUCCCUAUGCCCGCGAUGCGGUCAAGAAGACUAUGUCCGCAAUCUUGGAGGUCUAGAAUCGAUCACACUUCUGUACAUAACUCGAGAAAAGCUAGAUUGGUUUGUAACUUAAGCUAAGACAAUUAAAUCGUUUGUAUUAAUCUAGCA
Drosophila eugracilis is the source of this 741-nucleotide messenger RNA. Its product is annotated as vesicle transport protein SFT2A. NCBI's taxonomy places the organism in Eukaryota, Metazoa, Arthropoda, Insecta, Diptera, Drosophilidae. The transcript is spliced from 4 exons. Gene Ontology annotation, biological process: vesicle-mediated transport. The record is from RefSeq and is a predicted model, not a curated record. The coding region runs from base 159 to 650 and encodes 163 amino acids. Gene Ontology annotation, cellular component: membrane.